AUGUCUAAACGAGAUAUCGCACUCGACUUACACAAGCCGGUGAGGAGAAAUUAUAUUCGACGUACGGUCAAUGUUUAUGGUAAAAACGACUUAUGGCAAGCUGACUUGGUUGAAAUGAUACCAUAUUUAAAACAAAAGGAUAUAAAUAUAUAUUAUGUGUAAUAGACUGCUUUACAAAAUAUGUAUGGGCCGUACCUUUGAAAUCAAAAACUGGAAAAGAAGUCACAAAAGCAAUGUCCGAUAUAUUAACUUAUCGCUCACCAAUGUUAUUGCAACUUGAUAAUGGAAAAGAAUUUUACAAUUUAUCGUUCGAUACUUUAAUGGCUAAACAUAAUGUUAAAAAAUACUCUACGUUUAGUACUACUAAAGCAUUUAUCGUAGAACGGUUUAACCGUACUCUAAAAGGAAAUAUGUUUAGAGCUUUUACCGCAAACGGAUCUCGCGAAUGGGUUUCUAUAUUACCACAGUUGAUUGAGAAAUAUAUCAGUUCAAAACAUCGGACUACCGGGAUGACACCGAUACAGGCUGAUCAAAAUCCGUCAUCUGUGAUGUUAAAUCAACGUAGUAUACCUGUUAGAAAGAAAAAAUUCAUAGUCGGUGAUAAAGUACGAGUUAGCGUAAAUAAGGGCGUGUUUACAAAAGGCUAUUUACCCAAUUGGUCUACGGAAGUUUUUACUGUUGUAAAAAUAAAUAAUACAUUACCGUUUACAUAUCGGUUAGAAGAUUACAAAGGAAACCCGAUAAUCGGCUGUUUUUAUACAGAAGAAAUAAAUAAAACCUCCUUUCCGCACGAUUAUUUAGUUGAAAAAAUAGUACGCAGAAAUGGUGAUCGUAUACUCGUUAAAUGGCUAGGUUUCGAUAGCUUGCACAAUAGUUGA
Cinara cedri is the source of this 878-nucleotide messenger RNA. The record is from the annotation of a GenBank genome assembly. NCBI's taxonomy places the organism in Eukaryota, Metazoa, Arthropoda, Insecta, Hemiptera, Aphididae.